Drosophila navojoa is the source of this 1469-nucleotide messenger RNA. RefSeq lists its product as uncharacterized. NCBI's taxonomy places the organism in Eukaryota, Metazoa, Arthropoda, Insecta, Diptera, Drosophilidae. The record is from RefSeq and is a predicted model, not a curated record.
CGCAACAGCCGCUAGCGCUCAGCUGCUCGGUGCUUAUUAAGUAUUUUUUUUUUCUGUGACCACAACAGUCAGGUGACUUGAAAAAAUAAGAAAAUUCAAAUUGAAUUAGAAUGGGAACCGGCAAGAAGAACUACCAGGCACCGGAGUGGCUCACCGCGGAGUUUCUGCAAGAUGUGCUGAAGGAGCACUUUAAAGAGGAAUCGCUCACCGUCACCGAUUUGCUGGUGAAGAGCGCCCAGGUGGGCGAUGUGGUGGCGGGCUUUGCCAGCGAAAUGCAUCGCGCCUGCUUCAAUAUGCAGCGUGGCAAUGUGAAGAGCAAGUUCUCCGUCUUCGUCAAGGACCACCCGAAGGGCCAGACGGGCGCCAUCGCGCUGCGCAGCAAGCUCUUCAAGCGCGAAAUACUGACCUAUAAGGAAGUGUUGCCUCGCGUGCAAGCGCUGCUCGAAUCGAUUGGCGACAAGACGCAAAUAGCACCCGCCUGCUACUACACGACCGAGACUCCGGAGCCGUUCCUCAUCUUGGAGGAUAUGCAGCUGAGUGGAUUUGAGAACUUUGAGCGGGGGCGACUGCUCAACCUGGACUACGUGCUGCCCAGCGUGGAGAAACUGGCCAAGUUGCACGCCUGCAGCGCUGUUAUAGCCAAGCAGAGUCCCGAGGUAUUGCAGUUCUUCGACGAGGCGCCCAUUUCCCGCAAUCCGGAUCGUCGCGAUUUCCUCAGCUUCUUUCCGGUGAACAUACGCUGCGUGGCUGAGGAAAUCGCCCACUGGAAGGGCUACGAAGAGAUCACCGAGAAGAUGUUCAAGCUGGCCGAAAAUGUGCUCCAGAGCGCCGUCCGCAUGUACGAUGAGCAAGACAAGGGGUUCAAAGUGUUCAACAUGGCGGAUAUAUGGAUCAACAAUCUUAUGUUUCAUAUCAACAAUGAAACCAAGGAGCCCGAUAAUGUUGUUGCAGUCGAUUUCCAGCUGGCCUAUGUGGGAUCCCCUGCUGUCGAUCUGAACUAUUUUCUCUAUGGCUCUCUCAAUGAGAAUGUGCGCAAGGUGCACUUCAAGUAUAUAAUACACGAAUAUCAACGUGUACUACGGGAAACACUGGAGAAGCUCAAGUACGACGGGCACAUUCCAACACUUAAAGAGAUACACAUUGAGCUAAUUAAUAAUAGCCUGAUUGGUGUCAUUGCUGCCACUUGUCUUACACCUCUAAUAUUCAGGGAAGAUGGCGGAUUUGAAAAUCUGGAGGAUUUGAAUUCACGCACCGAGAUUGGAGAUAAUUUCCGACGCGAGAACGUUGAGAAUCCCAAGUAUCGCGCGUUCUUACAACGCACAGUCAAGGAGUUUGAGUUAAACGGUUUUUUGGAUACGUCACUCUCUUCAAUACAUUAGCAAUUGUGAACAGAGCUUCCAGUAGUCUACAUUGUGUACAAAAUAGUAUUUAAUAAUAUCAAGAUGUAUUUACUACCCACACAUACAGUA